AUGGAAGCUGAUGAGAUGAUGAAGGGAAGCAGUCUAGUGGGAGAGGAGCAGAGGACCCAGGCCGGAGGCAUAGGGGACAUUCAUGGGAAUGAGGAGCAUGAAGAUCUUGCAAAGGAGACAGACGGAGAGGGCCGGGCUGCUGCAGGGCUGGUCUCCAGCCCGAGUGGGGCCGCGCACUCCACUGCAGGAGCUCAGGACAGGAUGGCCGGUGCGAUGGGAUUCCGGCUUGGAGCUAGCCCUCUUCGCUUCUUCGUCUUCCUCCUCCUCCUCUUCCUCCUCGUAUGGGUGCCCACAGCUCGGGGGCAGCCUGCUCGUCGGAGCCGUCGCCAGCUGGGAUUGCGCAAACUGGGGGGCAGCCUUGGGACCACCCUUGGCUCUACCGGCUACUCUAGGGCGGGCCAGCCCCAGGUGUUGCGCGGCGGCGGCGGCAGCGACAUCUGCAAGAGCCAGCCCUUGGACCUGGUGUUUAUCAUUGACAGCUCUCGCAGUGUGCGGCCUCGGGAAUUCACCAAAGUGAAAAGCUUCGUCACCAAGAUUAUUGACAGCCUGGACAUUGGGGCGACUGCCACUCGGGUGGCCCUGGUGAACUAUGCCAGCACUGUGAAAAUCGAGUUCAACCUCCAGACCUAUUCUGACAAGGCAUCCGUGAAGCGGGCAGUGUCCCGGGUCAUCCCUUUGUCCACGGGCACCAUGUCAGGCCUGGCUAUCCAGACGGCCAUGGACGAAGCCUUCACUGUCGAGGCUGGGGCCCGCACUGCUUCCUUCAACAUCCCCAAGGUGGCCAUCAUGGUGACCGAUGGCCGGCCGCAGGACCAAGCGGAGGAGGUGGCAGCACAGGCACGGGCAGCAGGCAUUGAGAUCUAUGCCGUGGGUGUGGACCGAGCAGACAUGCAGUCGCUGAGGACGAUUGCCAGUGAGCCACUUGAUGACCAUGUGUUCUAUGUGGAGACCUAUGGGGUGAUCGAGAAGGUGACCUCGAGGUUCCGGGAAACUUUCUGUGCUCUGGACCAGUGUGCCCUAGGCACCCAUCAGUGUGAACAUGUCUGUGUAAGCGAUGGAGGUGGUGCCCAUCACUGUGAAUGCAGCCAAGGAUACACCUUGAAUGAAGACCAGAAAACUUGCUCACCUAUUGAUAAAUGUGCCCUAAACACCCAUGGGUGUGAACACAUUUGUGUGAGAGACCGGGCGGGUGCCUACCACUGUGAGUGCUAUGAAGGUUACAUCCUGAAUGAAGAUAAGAAAACCUGUUCAGCUCAGGACAAGUGUGCCCUCGGUACACAUGAGUGUGAGCACAUCUGUGUGAGUGACAGGGCUGGAGCCCACCACUGUGAGUGCUAUGAAGGUUACGUCUUGAAUCGGGAUAAGAAGACGUGUUCUGCUCAGAACCAGUGUGCUCUAGGCACCCACCGCUGUGAGCAUCUCUGCAUGAGUGACGGGCCUGGGGCUUACCACUGUGAGUGCCGCCCGGGGUACCACUUGAAUGAAGACGGGAGAUCGUGCGCAGCCAUUCAAGAAGCCCAGAGACUCGUCUCGACUGAAGAUGCCUGUGGCUGUGAAGCCACAUUGGCCUUCCAGGAGAAAGUCACCUCCCGCCUCCAGAGACUUUCAGCCAAGCUUGACGAUAUCUUGGAGAAGUUACAAAUCAAUGAUUUGAGACAGGUCCGCCGUUAGAGCUGCCAUCCUUGCCCCAUCAGGAGUCUGACAGCGCGCCCACAGGGUGGACGGGGCCCUGGUUUCCAUCGUGCCAGCUGCCAAAAACAUCACUGAGCAAAUAGCAAGAGGAAUUUCCAGAAACUAAUAUUUUUUUCCUUCAAGCAAAAAGCAACCCAUGGAGAAUAACUGGGAGCUUACUAUAUACCACCUCUGCUUUUAGAACAGCAAGGUGCCCACAUGCUUCCCAAUCUCACCCUAGCUGGGGGCAGCUCCCUUCCCAUUCCUUGAGAAUUCGAUCGCUGAGUCCUUCAAAAGAAGCAAAUGCUUCCCUCUCCCAGAACUGCAUCUCUCUGAAUCAGAACAGUGAAAAGGCUGCAAAAAAGCACAAUGAGAUGGUUCCCUCCACAAAUUCCAGCGAUUAAUUGAGACAUUCAGUUCUGGAAUGACUACAUGCUUAUAUCAGAAAAUGAAAACAGUGGCCGCAUUAACACAGGAAACUUUUCAUCCCUUUUCAUAGCAUGUAUCCUAUUCACCUGUCUUAUUAAAGUGUUUCUUUUCAAGUCUGUGUCUCCAUUUGAAUGUCUAGGUUAUCCAGAUAAACGAUGGCACUAUAAUGGAGAACCAAGACCAUUUGCUGAGUGCCCAGUUCGGGCUUCCAUUUUGUCUGUUACUGUUAUUGUUUGGGGUUGUGCACAGUCUGGAGACAAACACACACACAGAUGGUUCUCCUUGUGCGCCAAGGUCACUCUCGUAGUCCAUGAGGCCCCCUACCUGUACCACGAGGCUCCCCAAGACCUGUUCAGCUGUGAUGUGGGCUCUCUAUCCUUGUAUCAAAAAAAUGUAGUCAUAAACUCUUUGGAUAGAAACUUUAGAUAUUAGCAUAACAGGGAAGCUCUGUUUCAAGCAUUUUUGUAAUUUAAUAACCAACAUGAUUUUAAAAAAGAAACCUCAUGCUAGGAUUUUAUUAACAUAUAAAUUGGCUUGAAUGCAUUUUUAUGACCACGUCUUUUGCAUACGGAAUACUGUAAAGUAUUCUGGAUCAUUUUUAGUCAUGUUGUAUGAGUUGGUCUGUGCUAUAUUUAAUGUUGGAUUCUCACGUAAGUUUAUAUGACUUGUAGAAGAAUAAACAUAUAUUACUCACCUGAGACAUGGAUGUCAUUUCUGCUUUCUCACGAUGCCUAGUACCGCCAUUAAAAGGGUAGUGGAUUGAGGAUUCUCAGAGAAUCAGUCUGGAUUCUCUGUAUAAAGUCAUGAGGUGUGGGAUGGGGCGGGGCAGGGGCACCCUCCCUUCUCCAUGGCGCCUCCCACCCCACAUGGCUCUAGGCCAAAACAGACCAGGUCCAGUCCUGGAGGAACCUGGCCCUAAAGAGAGGGGAACCAGGCUCUCCUCAAACUCCCUGGAUCACCAUGCUCCAACCCGUGCCCAGAGGAUAUUACAUGGCUCUUUAUUCCUCCACCGCACAAUGGACACAUACAUGUGCCCUGGAAAAUACUUACAAGGUGAUGCAGCAAGUCAUAGCUCCUGUGAUACUCCAAUCAACAUUUGUUAAGCACCUACUGUGUGCCAGGCUCUGUGCUAAGUGCUAGGAAUCCAAAAAAAGGCAAGAGACAGUCCCUGUCCUCAAGGAGCUUACAGUCUAACGGGAGAGCCCAUACGCGCACAAAUAAGUACACACAAGCUACGUGGAGGAGAAAUGGGACAUGAGGAACAGAGGGAAGGCACUGGAA
This is a messenger RNA of Phascolarctos cinereus (koala), 3381 nucleotides long. Lineage: Eukaryota; Metazoa; Chordata; Mammalia; Diprotodontia; Phascolarctidae. The record is from RefSeq and is a predicted model, not a curated record.